Molecule: messenger RNA, 4601 nt
Organism: Scatophagus argus
Lineage: Eukaryota; Metazoa; Chordata; Actinopteri; Scatophagidae
Gene: ddhd1b
Product: DDHD domain containing 1b
Exons: 13
Coding region: 299-2896 (865 amino acids)
Cellular component (GO): cytoplasm
Molecular function (GO): metal ion binding; glycerophospholipase activity
Source: RefSeq, a predicted model, not a curated record
GAAGUUAUUUUGUCGUCGAUUAUUUGACGUUAUGUGGAAACAGAUUAUUCUAGUAUCAAUCACGAAAAAACGGGAGUAUGCACAGGAGUGUGUACAGAAAUAAGAUAUAUGUAGUUUAAGCAGUGUGCGCAUAUAUUUUCAAAUCUGUAGCUAAAUGUUAAGAAAUAAUGUCAACUCGGUUUACAGAUGUUAGCAGCCGCGGGGAUAGAAACCAUUAACCUUGAUUAGUAGUCUGACAGUAUCAUUGUGAAUUUUUGGGGGGGACUUUUUACUGAGUCUAACAAUUUGCAGCCAAACCAUGAGCAGUAGGAAGGAAAAUCCGAGAACCCGCCAGCAUAGCUCGGAGAAUAAUUCUGUCAGCAGUAGUGAAUGGGAUAUGGCAAAUGAUGUGUUUGUAUCCUGCUACGACGACAAUCCGAUGGGGGAUAGUGGUGCUGCUGGGACAGGGGACCCAGCGAAACCCGGUUUGGAUAGACACUUGCUGCUAUUACGGCGAGACUCGUCAUGCCAAGACGGCAUGAUGCUGGGCCUGGAUGGAGAAGAAUAUUCAGACUCAUCGUAUGUUUCUUUCGAUCCAAACUACAGCGAAAGUGACGGUAAUGUCACCAUCAAGAAGCGCAUACGGUCCAAUAGCUCCAGGCACCGUGGUGACAUAGUGACGGAGCUAGGGCCACAGGAGGUCAGGUGGUUCUACAAAGAGGACAAGCGAACUUGGAAGCCAUUCGUCGGACACGACUCUUUAAAAAUCGAAAUUGUCUAUCGGAGAUUCUAUGAGCAGAACCCUGACAAGGCCAAACGCCCCGUCGAUCCCUCCGAGCAGGAGGGGAAAGAGGCAGCCAGGUCCGGCGAGAUAAAGCCGGAGAGCGUGGCGGUGGACAGUGGAAGUGUCCGGACUGAGUCGGUGCAACGUACCGGAGUACAGCGGCGCUCCGUGACAGAAGAGCUUAGGGACCCAGAGCCUAACAUCAGCAUCAGCGUAGAGGCAGUGUGUGUUAGAGGGGGGCUGUAUGAAGUGGAUAUCAGGGAGAAGGAAUGCUACCCUGUUUACUGGAACCAGCAAGACCGUAUUCCUGUGAUGAGGGGUCAGUGGUUCACUGAUGGAACGUGGCUUCCCCUGGAGGAGGAUGAGAGUGACCUUAUUGAGAUGGAGCACCUUGCCCGUUUCCGGGGACAACAGAUGAAGGACACUUAUGAGAUGGAGCUGGUUACUACCAUAGUGGACAGCAAAGAUGCUAUCCACAGUCUGAAGCUGAGCAGGAGUCAUGUGGACUGGCACAGUGUGGAUGAGGUGUACCUGUACAGUGAUGCCACCACCUCCAAGAUCGCACGCACUGUCACUCAGAAACUGGGCUUCUCUAAAGCCUCUAGCAGUGGGACACGUCUCCAUCGGGGAUACGUAGAGGAGGCAGCACCUGAAGACACUCCACCUGAAACCACACACAUUGUCUUUGUAGUGCAUGGCAUCGGUCAGAAGAUGGACCAGGGCCGCAUCAUCAGGAACACCAGCAUGAUGAGAGAUGCUGCCAGGAAGAUGGAGGAGAAGCACUUCUCUGAUCGUACCAUGGAGCAUGUAGAGUUUCUUCCUGUGGAGUGGAGGUCAAAACUGGCUCUAGAUGGAGACACUGUGGAUUCCAUCACUCCAGACAAAGUGCGAGGCCUCAGAGACAUGCUGAACAGCAGUGCCAUGGACAUCAUGUACUACACCAGCCCUCUAUACAGAGAUGAGAUUACCCGGGGUUUGACUCUGGAGCUGAAUCGUCUGUACUCACUCUUCUGCUCACGGAAUCCAGAUUUUGAAAAAAACGGGAAGGUGUCCAUAGUGUCACACUCACUGGGCUGUGUCAUCACCUUCGACAUCAUGACUGGCUGGGAUCCUGUUCGCUUUCAUCAUCAAGAAGCAACAGAACCAGAGGAGACAAAGGUCUGCCGGCCGAGUGACGUGGAGUACUGCCUUCAGGAGCAGCUGAGACUCACACGCCUCAGGUUGAGGGACUUGGAGGAUCAGUUCCAGGGUCUGCAGACCUCAUCUUGUGUCGCAGUGCCAGCCUUGAAAUUCAAGGUAGAGAAUUUUUUCUGUAUGGGCUCUCCUCUGGCUGUUUUCUUGGCACUGAGAGGGAUCCGACCUGGAAAUAACGGUGUGCAGGACCACAUACUCCCCACGUCUAUCUGCAAACGCCUCUUCAACAUAUUCCAUCCCACAGACCCCGUGGCAUACAGAUUGGAGCCUCUUAUCUUAAAGCACUACAGUAACAUUACACCUGUUCAGAUCCACUGGUAUAACACCACCAGUCCAACGCCAUACGAUCAGAUCCCGCCCAUACUACUCAACUUACCAAAGGAGACCACAUCCGUCUCAGAUUCAGAGAGCAUUCCUAGCCCCUGCACCUCCCCACCCCAGGUCCGACGGCACUAUGGAGAGUCCAUCACCAGUCUGGGCAAGGCAAGCAUCAUGGGCGCUGCAAGUCUUGGAAAGGGAAUUGGAGGAAUCCUGUUUUCCCGCUUUUCCCGUUCCAGUGGCCAUGUGGGUGGAGUGGAGGAGGAGCCUUCAGACUCUGAGGGCGGAGCCUCUGAAGUGGAAAACGUGGCUUCAAGAGAGGAUUUAGCAACAGUGACAGAGAGUGAAGAGAAGGACACACAAAUAGAAAUGGAGAACAGGGAAGCAGAGCCUACCGUGUCCCAGUCCACCUCAGCUGUCAUGGACAGCACCUCAUUGGAACUGGAAAGACGCAUCGACUUCGAGCUGCGGGAGGGGUUGGUGGAGAGCCGCUAUUGGUCAGCAGUAACCUCACACACAGCCUAUUGGUGCUCUUAUGAUGUGGCUCUGUUCCUCCUCACCUUCAUGUACACACCACAAGAGCCAACUGAAUGUGCAGAAGACAUCCCAAACACCUCAUAACAUAUGUGCAAACUGACUCAGGGAGUCAUCAUGUCUGAGGUCACUUAACUCCAUUCACACCUUUUGAAAUAUAAAUUUCAAAAAAGCCACACUUAUAGAACAUAAUAAAAUACACAUUAUUCUUGAGUUUCUAAUCUUUUAAUUCAGAUACAGCAACUCUUGGCUUCGCUCAAUGCAGAGGGGCUGAGCAGUCCAGUGGUGUUUUCACAGCCAGGAAAGCAAAACUCUGACCAACCGUACCACCUACAUAAACAUAGUUGUUGACCUAGUACACCCAUCCAUCCAUUUUCUAUACCGCUUAUCCGUCAGGGUGGUGGGGGAGCUGGACCCUAUCCCAGCUGACUACGGGCGAGAGGCGGGGUGCUAACCAGUGCACCACCGUGCCGCCCCCUAGUACACCCCUUCAUGGAAAAGGUAUUUCCUGAUGGCAGUGGCAUCUUUCAGCAGGAUAGUGCACCCUGUCACACUGCAAAAUUUCAAGAAUGGUUUGAGGAACCCUAUAAGUUUGAGGUGUUGACUUUGCCUCCAAAUUCUCCAGAUCUCAAUCCAGUUGAGCAUCUGUGGGAUGUGCUUGAAAAAUAAGUCUGUUCCAUGGAGGCCCCACCACACAACUGACAGGACUUAAUGGUUCCUCUACAGACAGCUUGGUGCCAGAUAACAUGGCAUACCUUCAGAAGUCUAGUGGAGUCCAUUCCUCGACAGGUCAAGACUGUUUUGACGCCAAAAAGGAGAUCUACUUAAUAUGAGGUGGGACUUCAUAGGGUUUUGGCUGAUUGGUGUACUUACAAUCUAUGUUCUCUUUAUAGUCGUCCUUGACUCCAUAUUGUUGCCCUGUAUUCCCUAAUUUUACAUUCUGUUUACUUUUACCUAUGCUAUGUACUGAACUGGUACAAUGUUGACACAUAAAUCGUAAAAUAUUUAAAUGUAAAUAAUUGUGCAUGCAACAAGCAUUUGUCCCACAUGAUGCACCCACACGGCAAAUAAAAUAUUAAUUUGAUUGAGUGACUUCAGUUAAAAAUUCUUUGACUUUCACAUCCUGUGAGUAGGGCAAGCUAAAAUGACUGUUACAACUAAGUGAAUUGAAAAUUAAUUGACUACAACCCAGACACAAGCACACACAAGUCACUUCCCUUUUACAUAUGAUAGCUAACGUAUAUUCCUCCCGGUUUCCACACACUAAUGUUAAUGUGACCUUUGCCCUAGACUGAAUGGACAUAUACUGUGCCUAGACCCAUCCAUCAGAGAGGUGUUCACGCUCAAAGACCGUCCUCCAUUUCCUGGUCUCUUCUCAACAACUGUCUUCUGUGCAAAGCACCCUGCUGUGUUCAGCUGUAUCAGAGACAUCCCACCCAAGUUUUUACUAAUAUGAUCAAAAAUAGAACUGUAGCAAACGCCAUUGCUUGCUUCAGGUUUAACUGUGUCCUUGUGAGAAAUAUGUCCAGUAAUUUUUCCUCAUAUAAGAACAUGACAUAAAAAAAAUAAACAAGAAUUAUUUUCCAACAAAAUACAUUGACAUUAAAUUUUAAAAUUUGAGUACUUCUACUACAGAUAAACAGGAAUUGUCAGUAUCUGAAUUAAAAUAGCAUUAAGUAAUUUUUGAACACUGGCUCGACUUGACUAGUGGCAGAUGACGUCAAUUUACAUCCAUUUUCUAUACCGCUUAACUGUCAGGGUUGUGGAGGAACUGGAGCCUAUCCCAGCUGAC